AAAGCGGCGGCUUUGGACGAGGCUGAGAAUACGUACUGGCGCGAGUUCCACGCGUUUAAGAAGAAUUUAAACGCGCACUUAGAAAAAAGAGAUUCCAUCGUGGCGCGAACGGAGCAAGCGCAAACGCAUCUCGAACGUUUGGAAAAGACGAACGUGUUCAACGAUGCGUUUCACAUCUGGCGCGACGGUGCGUUUGGCACGAUUAAUGGCUUUCGUCUCGGGCGUCUCCCCGCGCCUGUGGUGGAAUGGGAAGAAAUCAAUACUGCGUUUGGGCUGGUGUGUUUGCUGUUGCACUCCAUGGCGCGCAUUUGCAAGUUUACGUUUACGCAAUACACGCUCAAGCCGAUGGGUAGCUUUCCCAAAGUGUGCGACGCCAAGGGUAACGUGUUCGAACUUUUCGGGCCGGUGUCUAUCAUAUCGUCUCAUAAGUACGACAAAGCAGUUAUAGGAUUUCUCACCUGCCUCUCCGAGUUAGCUGAAUUCAUGCGGGCGAGAGAUGUACGCCAGGGCGUGAAUCCACCGUUUGAACUGCCGUACCCAAUUUCUGGCGACAAGGUGGACGGAAAAAAGAUGACGUUUACGUUUAAUCGAGACGAGAACUGGACGCAAGCGCUUCAACUGAUGCUAACGGACUUGAAGCUUAUGCUCGCGUGGCUA
Messenger RNA from Ostreococcus lucimarinus CCE9901, 657 nucleotides. RefSeq lists its product with no specific name. NCBI's taxonomy places the organism in Eukaryota, Viridiplantae, Chlorophyta, Mamiellophyceae, Mamiellales, Bathycoccaceae. Gene Ontology annotation, biological process: late endosome to vacuole transport; autophagosome assembly; autophagy. The annotation marks the transcript as partial. Gene Ontology annotation, cellular component: phagophore assembly site; phosphatidylinositol 3-kinase complex, class III, type II; phosphatidylinositol 3-kinase complex, class III, type I. The transcript has a single exon. The record is from RefSeq and is a predicted model, not a curated record.